Messenger RNA from Closterium sp. Yama58-4, 1125 nucleotides. NCBI's taxonomy places the organism in Eukaryota, Viridiplantae, Streptophyta, Zygnematophyceae, Desmidiales, Closteriaceae. The record is from the annotation of a GenBank genome assembly.
AUGGCGAAGUGGGACGUGAAGGAGGGAGAAAUGGGGAGCGACGAGGAAGAGUCGUUGGGCGAUGGAAGAGAGGAGGAAUUAGAGGAGCGAGAGGAGGACGAGGAGGAAGGAGAGGGAGAGGGGGAAGAGGAGGAAGGGGAGGAAGCGGACGAAGGGGAUGAAGGGAAGGAGGAGGAGGAAGGGGAGGAAGGGGAGGAUAACGAGGAGGAGGAGGAAGGAGAGGAGGGGGAGGAAAACGAGGAGGGAGAUGCAGCGGCUGCGCGUGGGUUGGAUCGGCUACGAACGAACGAAGACGCCACCGAAGGGCGGAGUGAUUAUAGCGAGAGUGAUAGUGAUGAGGGCGAUACGGAACGAAGUGGAAGCGACGGGGACGACGGCACGAUGGGCGCAGAGAAUGGGCUUGGGAACGGGCAGAAACGGCGGAAAGGGGAGGGGGACGCGGGGGACGAGCAGGGAGAGGGCGGGAAGAGAAAGCAGGCGAAAUUGGCGAAAGGGAAGAAGCGACACAAGACCGGCGUGUGUUACCUUUCGAGAAUACCCCCUCGCAUGAAGCCCUUGAAGCUGCGUCACUUGCUGUCGCCGCACGCGGAAAUCCUUCGGAUAUACCUGGCACCUGAAGACCCAGCAGCUCGCCAGCGGCGGCGGGCAGCGGGGGGCAGCCGAAACAAAAACUUCACAGAAGGGUGGGUGGAGUUUGCGCGGAAGAGGGACGCCAAGCGAGUGGCAGCGGUGCUCAACGGGCAGCCCAUGGGCGGCAAGAACCGGUCGCACCACCGGUUUGACCUGUGGACCAUCAAGUAUCUGAAGCGGUUCAAGUGGGACAACCUCAGCGAGGAGAUGGUGAGGGAGCAGAAGCUGGAGGCGGAGAUGCGGGUGGCGGCCAAGGAGAGGGAUGCGUAUGUGACGCGCGUGCAGCACAGCAAGGUGCUGCAGCGGCGACAGGCCAAGGCAGCCAAGAAGGCUAAGCCAGCAGCAGAAGGGGCGGAGGGAGGGGAGGGAGCAGCGCAGCCGCAGGCGCGGCAGGCUGUGCGGCAUUACAUGCAGCGCGGGGCGAUAGACGAGGGGCAGGAGAAGGAGGAGGGUAGACUCAUGUCCCGAGGCGUGCUGGGGAAGGUACUAGGUUGA